This is a messenger RNA of Exophiala mesophila, 2154 nucleotides long. RefSeq lists its product as uncharacterized. The transcript has 2 exons. The record is from RefSeq and is a predicted model, not a curated record. Gene Ontology annotation, molecular function: ubiquitin protein ligase activity. Lineage: Eukaryota; Fungi; Ascomycota; Eurotiomycetes; Chaetothyriales; Herpotrichiellaceae. Bases 138 to 1013 code for a protein of 291 amino acids. Gene Ontology annotation, biological process: regulation of DNA-templated transcription; proteasome-mediated ubiquitin-dependent protein catabolic process.
CUUCGCAUCGUCAUCAGCUUCUUGAUAUCUCAUCCUGGACAGUACUCCGUAUGCCCACAUUAACGUUAUGUCGCACCCUCCCCUUACUGCAUAAUCAGCAUGAUAUCUCGACAUACAAGGCCUCUUGACGACCUCUCAUGCCCGAAGAAAGCCCAUCAUUUUCCCCAGCUCGCAAUGUCAAUCUCGCCGAAGAGAUCGAGGUUGCCCCAGAUCAUCUCUGUCCUGUCUGCCAGCUUCUCCUCUACCGUCCGGUAAGGACUAGAUGCAACCAUGUUCUCUGCGAAGCCUGCAUGGCCCAGUGGGCCGACGUGUCUAUUUCUACUCGAAUGACCAUAGUUGGACUCGACGAUCCGCCUCUGGUGCUUCUGCCCAAUGACAUUGAAACUCCAUGUCCAAUGUGCCGGACACCCACGACGGCUUCUUUGGAUGUCCCUCUCGACUCCGCUUUGCAAUUGCAAUAUCCUGCUACCUACAGGGAGCGUGAGACAGAAUCCAUCACCACCGUUGAUGAUUCCUCCACCGCUAUUGAAACCUUGACUGUGUACAUUGGCAACGAACAUUCGCUUAUCCGAGCAGACUCGGAUUCCAACAAUAAACAUCAAUGGAACUUCUUUAUCCGUCCUUCCCGCACUGAUCUCAUCGAAGAAGUUCAGAUAUUUCUGCAUCCUACCUUUCGCAAUCAUCAAAUUAUUGUCCAAAACCCUCCCUAUGAAAUCCGCCGCCUUGGGUGGGGGUUCUUUACCAUCUACGCCAAUGUCGUCCUUCGGCCUGGUUAUAGCUGGGUCAGCAAUCAGGCUGAAGACACCGCCGACGGGGGAAUCAAGGGUAAGCUUCCUCUGGAGUGGACUCUGGAUUUCAACGGACGUGGCAGUCAAGGCCGUCUAAGACUCAAGGUCAUGAAGGAAAAAGACGGCCAAGAAGACGAAGAUCAAGCUCACCGAGAUCAGGUUCGACGACUGUGGGCCCGACAGCGAGAUUUGGAUCCAGAUUGGACCGGCGUCGACCAUGCUUGAUUACAACUGUCAGAGCUGCCGGUCGCAGAAUUUGUUUCGAUGAAGAAUGAAUGAUGAUGCACUAUGUUAUUAUAAAUUCCCAAGUCGAAAGCAUCGAGAAGCAAUACUCUCAGCCUCUAUGUCAAGAAUAUGGACACAAAUUACCACAAUAUCGUUUGCAUGUACACAGGCAACCCUUCCAUGACGCCUGGACCCUUUCCCCAUCGCUAUAUCGCAACAACGACGACUAAAACAAAACCCCUUCUAGCUACUCUCCCAGAAUAUCUGUUCAUACUUUCGGGACAAUCUCGAAUUCUCGGGCUUCUGUCUCAUCUUUAGCGAUAGUCUUGAUCGUCCACGCCCAAAGAUCCUCUUGUUUGGCUUCGUCAUAACUAUCAACACUCGACUUGAUGGGCUUUUCGACCUCGUAGUAAACGCCACUUGUCGACUCCUUUGAGGCUAUAAAGGCUAGGUGAUCAGCCGAUUCCUGAGGUCUCCAAAUGUUGUGGUGAUAUGUGCGUCGAAGGAUUGGGAUUAGUUUGGGGAAAACAUGGUGCCAUAUGAACCUGAGCACACCCCCGGCGUUGCGAGCGAGGCCAGUGCCCGGCAUCAAACCCGGAUCAAAUGCCACCACGGUCCACUUCUUAUCGGGGACUUGCACCAACCGCCUGUGUAGGGCGUAUGUCCACAUCACAUUCGCCAGUUUGCUUUCGGCGUAUCGCUGUCGACCUGGUUUUCGGAGGCUUUCACCUUGAGGAUGUGCAAGGUCUUCGGCACUCUUGUAAGUGCCUAUGGGGAUUCCACUCUUUUGAGCUGGGUCGUGUGUACCGCUGGAAGUGACGACGAUGCGAGCUUGGGUGGCGAGAUACGGAAGGAGAAGGUGCAGAAGCAGGGCGUGGCCCACGUGGUUGACUGCCAAAGUCGCCUCGAUCUUGUCCUCGGUGAAGGUGGCUUCUUCUGGGAAUUGAAUGCCUGCGUUGAGGAGAAGCAGGGAAAUAGGUGCCAGCUGCUUUUCCGCGUACCUGUCCACAAAAUCUCGCACAUUUUUGAGGCUGCCAAGGUCGAGGCUCAUAAACUGCACGUCCUGGUGGCCGCUGGCCUUUCUGAUGGCCGUUGAUGCCGAGUCUGUGUCUUUUCGAGACGCAACAAUGAUGGAUGCAUC